This is a messenger RNA of Aspergillus clavatus NRRL 1, 1581 nucleotides long. Its product is annotated as putative cell cycle control protein (Cwf8). Gene Ontology annotation, cellular component: cytoplasm; U2-type catalytic step 1 spliceosome; Prp19 complex. Gene Ontology annotation, molecular function: protein binding; ubiquitin protein ligase activity. NCBI's taxonomy places the organism in Eukaryota, Fungi, Ascomycota, Eurotiomycetes, Eurotiales, Aspergillaceae. The record is from RefSeq and is a predicted model, not a curated record. Gene Ontology annotation, biological process: mRNA splicing, via spliceosome; DNA repair; protein ubiquitination. The transcript is spliced from 5 exons. The coding region runs from base 1 to 1581 and encodes 526 amino acids.
AUGCUUCGAUGCCAAGCAAUCGGCGAUCAAUCAGCUCUGGCGGCGCGGCUAAACCCAGACAGGGCGGAAGUCUGGCUCGUCGAAAAGUCCAAAGCGGCCGCAGCUCUCGCGUCGAGCCAACUCUCUAUAAUCAACCAACUCAAAAGGAAGAACAAUGUUGUGCGCAAUUUCGGGAGAAGCACCCCAAGUGCCCGUUGUCUCGCCCAAGAGCGUGUUUUCGAGAGACGGCUUAUCGAAGCAUAUAUCGCAGAGAAUGGCAAAGACCCAGUAAACGGGGAGGAGCUUUCGACCGACGAUCUGAUCGAAGUCAAGACCCAGCGGGUUGUCCGACCCCGACCUCCUACACUUACCUCCAUCCCCUCGCUGCUCAAUGUAUUCCAAGAAGAAUGGGAUGCGCUGGCUCUGGAAACCUACACAUUGCGCCAGACCUUGGCUCAGACGCGACAGGAGCUGAGCGUAGCACUUUACCAACACGAUGCUGCCGUUCGGGUGAUCGCUCGCCUGACAAAGGAAAGGGACGAAGCUCGUGAUGCCUUGUCGAAGGUCACUGUUGGCGCCAGCCGCACCGGUGGCGACGAGGCUAUGCAGGUUGACUCUACCGGGCUGCCUGAUGCUGUCCUAGCAAGGAUUGAGAGUACACAGGUGGCUCUGUCCAAGACCCGCCGCAAGCGAGCUAUCCCGGAAGGCUGGGCUACCAGCGAUGCCCUUUCUACAUACAAACCCACCGAAACCCUGGAGCCUUCCUACCCAGGUAGCAAGGCGCUGUCCGUCAAUUCCUCCGGAGAGUUGGCCCUGGUUGGAGGUGCUGACGGUGCUGUCGGUAUUUUCUCUCUAUCUGAGAAACGCGUUGUCGGAACCCUGCAGGCAAGCGGUCCGGUCACAGACGCUGUUUGGGCAGGCGAUAAAGCUGUAAUUGCCUCUUCUACUGGUUCAGUCCAGGUCUUUGAGAAUGGCCAGGAAUCGGCAAACUUCACUUCUCAUGCUGGACCCGCAACUGCCCUUGCUCUCCAUGCUACUGGAGACUUAGUGGCCUCUGUUGGCGUUGAUAAGAGCUAUGUGUUGUAUGACCUGGCAACCAACUCUGUUAUUACCCAAAUCUUCACAGACGCAGCUCUUCAAUCUGUGCAUUUCCACCCUGAUGGCCACCUCAUUGCGGCCGGCGGUGCAGAUGGUCAGAUCAAAAUCUUUGAAGUCAAGUCUGGCACAGCCGCCGCGAACUACGCCAUGUCUGGUCCCGUUAAAUGCCUGUUCUUCUCUGAGAACGGUACUUUCCUUGCUGCAGUGGCAGAAGGUUCAACUGUUUUGUCGAUCUGGGAUCUGCGUAGCUCCAACGAGAUCAAGGUUCUGGAGACGGGCAGCCAGAUCGACUUCGUCUGCUGGGACUACACUGGGCAGUAUCUGCUCACCGGUGGCCCCAGUGGUCUGACCGUUCAGCAAUACUCCAAGGCUUCCAAGGAAUGGUCGGAGCCUCUGCGUAGCGCUGUGCCGGCAGUAGCAGUGGCUUGGGGUGCUUCUGCCCAGACUAUUGUGGCAUUGAAUACAGAAGGUGGAAUCGCAAUUCUGGCAGCACAGCAGUCAUGA